Molecule: messenger RNA, 570 nt
Organism: Penicillium mononematosum
Lineage: Eukaryota; Fungi; Ascomycota; Eurotiomycetes; Eurotiales; Aspergillaceae
Exons: 5
Coding region: 1-570 (189 amino acids)
Biological process (GO): vesicle-mediated transport; intracellular protein transport
Cellular component (GO): cytoplasm; Golgi apparatus
Molecular function (GO): GTP binding; GTPase activity
Source: RefSeq, a predicted model, not a curated record
AUGGGCUCUAUGGUAUCGUUGCCAAUAUCUUCGCUUUGGCAGAAGAAGGAAUAUCGAAUACUUAUUGCUGGACCGUUUUAUUCCGGAAAGACUACAAUUCUGUUCUCACAGCUGAAAAACUACGGUCCUAUUGAAACGGUGCCCACAGUAGCAUUUAAUGUCGAGUCAUUGACACAUGGAGGCAUGAACUUCGUUUGUUGGGAUAUAGGAGGAAGGCACACGUUGCGUCCGGAGUGGGGCGUCUAUAUCGCCCAGACCAACGCGAUCAUAUUUGUCGUCGACUCCACGGAUAUUAGACUAGAUGACGCUGCCAAUGAACUCACGAACUUGCUUAAUUUGGAAUGUAUGCGUCAGCUUAGCGAUGCUCCUCUUCUUGUGUUCGCCAACAAACAGGAUUUAAAGGGAGCAAAGAGCCCGGUGGAGAUAGCAGAGGCGUUACAUUUGAGAGAACUAGGGGAUCGAAUAUGGAAUAUUGCUCCUUGCUCCGCUACUGAUGGCGUAGGUAUUUCUGGGGGCAUGGAUUGGUUAGUGCAAGCUCUGAAAUCCCAAAGGAAAUCCCAAAGGGCAUAA